Messenger RNA from Cladophialophora bantiana CBS 173.52, 1200 nucleotides. RefSeq lists its product as uncharacterized. The transcript has a single exon. The record is from RefSeq and is a predicted model, not a curated record. Lineage: Eukaryota; Fungi; Ascomycota; Eurotiomycetes; Chaetothyriales; Herpotrichiellaceae. Bases 1 to 1200 code for a protein of 399 amino acids. Gene Ontology annotation, molecular function: protein binding.
AUGCCCAAACACGGAAUAAAUCGCCAAGCCUUAGGCUAUUCCUUCUAUGGUCAAGCCAAGACGUCCAGAAGUGGGUCCGUCAUCUCCGCUCCGAUUGGCUCAUGGGGUACUGCCUUGUCCAAACCUCGCUCCCAGUCUCUGAGAAUUCAACCCUGUGCAUCCCCUCUUUCGAAUUCCGAUCUCUUCAUCGUGCUGCUCGGAACCAUGGCGACUAUCGAUAUUGACCCCGAUGGUGACCUCAUCAUCGAGAUCGAAGAACAACGACUUCGAAUCUCCUCUAAAGUCAUCUCUCUGGCAUCCCCAGUGUUUUGUGCAAUGCUCAGAUCAGGUUUCAAAGAAGGAACUUCGCAGGCCAUGACGAGUGAUCCUCGCAUCAUCCCUUUGCCAGAGGAUGACCUUGAGGCUUUCAAACUUGUCUGUAGAGUCAUCCAUUUCCAACUUGACCAGAUUCCACAAGAGCUUAAAAUCGACGCCCUGGAAAAACUGGCCUUGGUCUGUGACAAAUAUCAAUGCACCGUUGCAAUGAGGCAUUGUGCAGCACUAUGGCUACAGAGACUAUCAGACAGUUACCUCGCCGCUGAGCUGAAUAAGCAAUUGCUGGUGGCAUACCUCUUGGAUCUCCCUACCGCAUUUUCGGACAUUUCAUGGAGAUUGAUGCAGGCACAAGCCGGGCCAUUCGAAGCAUUGCCAGGUCUGACGGACCACCCUACUGUGCCGUGCUCUUUGCUGGGUUGGUCGAACUGUAACCCAUCUAAUGGUCCAGGUAUGCUUACGUGCGUAGAUGUGCUCAAUAGCAGGAGAGUCGAGAUCAAUCGCAAGAUGGAGAGAAUUCUAAUGUACCCAGUCUCGCGUCUCUUGGGUUGUUCCUGUCGGGCAUCAUCCGACGGAGUGACAAAGUAUCUCUCCAACCUCCGGACUCAGCAAAUUGCUCCCUACGAGGAUGGCUUCGAGAGCCUGAGCUUGCUUAAAGUGGUCGACAAAGUCUCGAAUUUACCAAACAGCCUGGCGGGAGAGUUGUCUUGCUCGAAUAGCUCAUAUUCCCGCUGCGAACUCGCUACAUCCCGAGAUGGCACAAUGAAGAAAAAGCUAACAAAGGAUCUUUCCAGCUUAAUGGAUUCUGAACCUGGUCUUUGCCUGGAUUGUGUGAAGACUGGGCGGAAAUCGAAGGUUGAACGGACUUGCAGAGUGCAACACCUAUAA